Elaeis guineensis (African oil palm) is the source of this 2092-nucleotide messenger RNA. RefSeq names its product L-ascorbate oxidase homolog. NCBI's taxonomy places the organism in Eukaryota, Viridiplantae, Streptophyta, Magnoliopsida, Arecales, Arecaceae. The record is from RefSeq and is a predicted model, not a curated record. Gene Ontology annotation, molecular function: copper ion binding; oxidoreductase activity.
CCCUCCCUGCCCAGAUUGAAGCCCCCCCGGCUAAACCCAAAAAAAAAACCCCAAAAUAAACUUCAGCCGGGAUCUUCCCAUGGCCGCCCGUUAAAUUUCAUCACCGUACUGUUUCUUUCUUUUUUGUAGUUAGAAUAUAGAUAGAGAGCGUUUACCAGAGAAACAAAAGCCAAGCAAGAGUAGAUAGAGAAAUGUCGCGUGUCGCCGCCGUCCUCCUCCUCCUCUCGUUCUUGGGCCUGUCAACCGUCCGAGCAGAGGACCCAUACCUCUUCUUCACAUGGAACAUUACAUACGGAACCAUCGCCCCGCUUGGCACUCCACAGCAAGUCAUCCUCAUCAACAACCAAUUCCCGGGCCCCGAAAUCAACUGCACUUCCAACAACAACAUCGUCAUCAACGUCUUCAACUACCUUGAUGAACCCUUCCUCCUCACAUGGAACGGCAUUCAGCACAGGAAGAACUCAUGGAUGGACGGGACUCCGGGGACCAACUGCCCCAUCCUGCCGGGCCAGAACUUCACCUACCACUUCCAGCCCAAGGAUCAGAUCGGCAGCUUCUUCUACUUCCCCUCCAUCGGCAUGCAGAAGGCGGCCGGCGGCUUCGGCAUGCUCCGCGUCCACAGCCGCCUCCUCAUCCCCGUCCCCUUCGCUCCUCCGGCCGAAGAAUUCAACGUCCUCGCCGGCGACUGGUUCACCAGGGGCCACAAGGUCCUCGCCCGCAAGCUCGACGCCGGCCGCCGCCUCGGACUCCCCGCUGGCGUCCUCAUCAACGGUCGCUCCGGCAGGAACGCCGCCGGCCACGAUGACCUCCCCAUGUUCACCAUGCAGGCCGGCAACGUCUACCGCUUCCGCUUCUGCAACGUCGGCCUCAAAGCCUCCCUCAACUUCCGCAUCCAGAAGCAUUCGCUGAAGCUCGUCGAGAUGGAGGGCUCCCACACCGUCCAGAAUCUCUACGACUCUCUCGACGUCCACGUUGGCCAGUGCAUGUCGGUUCUCGUCACCGCCGACCAGGCCCCCGGCGACUACUACCUCGUCGCCUCCACCCGCUUCACCAAGAAGGUCCACACCGCUACCGCCGUCCUCCGCUACGCCGGCUCCAACUCUCCUCCGUCGCGGGUGAUCCCCAGGGGACCCUCCGGCUGGGCGUGGUCCUUCAACCAGUGGCGGACUUUCCGUUGGAACCUCACCGCCAGCGCCGCCCGUCCCAACCCCCAGGGCUCCUACCACUACGGCCAGAUCAACAUCACCCGCACCAUCAGGCUCGUCAAUGGCCACAAUGUCGUCGACGGCAAGCUCCGCUACUUCAUCAACGGCAUCUCCCACGUCGAAUCCGAUACGCCGCUCAAGCUCGCGGAGUACUUCAACGCCAGCAGUCCGGUGUUCAAGUACAACCUCAUGGGCGACGUGCCACCUGCCCCUGAUGCCCCUCUGACACUCGUACCCAACGUCAUCACCGCCGAGUUCAGAACUUUCAUUGAGAUCAUCUUCGAGAACACGGAGAGGAGCAUCCAGUCCUACCACUUGGAUGGCUACGCCUUCUUCCCCGUAGGGAUGGGGCCGGGGAAGUGGUCGCCGGAGAGCCGAAAACGGUACAAUCUUUUAGACACGGUGAGCCGGCACAGUAUCGAAGUAUUCCCGAGGUCAUGGACGGCGAUCCUGCUGACCUUCGACAAUGCUGGGAUGUGGAAUUUGAGAUCUAUGAACUGGGAGAACAAAUACUUGGGUCAGCAGCUGUACGUCAGUGUGACCUCGCCGGCACGAUCCUUGAGGGACGAGUACAACAUGCCUCUUAAUGCACUCCGCUGCGGGCAGGUGAUUGGGCUUCCCCUCCCGCCAUCCUACAUCUAAAACAUCCGGUGAAACCUUGCUGCCUGGAGAGGAUGGAGGAAGGGGUGGUGAUGAAAGGGGUGAGAUUAAAUGUUAUAUAUGGGGCGUUCGAUUGAGGUGGUGGUUCUCUUCCUAUUGGGGUUCUUUGUUCUCUGGGCUUGCCGGUCGUGUACCAUAUAAGCAACGCUCUCUAUCAAUAAACGGUUCAUAUAUAUGAAUAACAUGCAAUUUCUCAAAAUAAAAAUAAUAUAUACUUGUGACUACAA